Molecule: messenger RNA, 2261 nt
Organism: Sorghum bicolor (sorghum)
Lineage: Eukaryota; Viridiplantae; Streptophyta; Magnoliopsida; Poales; Poaceae
Product: calcium-dependent protein kinase 21
Exons: 4
Coding region: 198-1934 (578 amino acids)
Biological process (GO): protein autophosphorylation; intracellular signal transduction; peptidyl-serine phosphorylation
Cellular component (GO): cytoplasm; nucleus
Molecular function (GO): calcium ion binding; calcium-dependent protein serine/threonine kinase activity; calmodulin binding
Source: RefSeq, a predicted model, not a curated record
AGGUGCACCGUGGUCUGGGGCUCCGCCGCGACCGCGAGGCUCGCGGCGAACCGAACGAGGGGCAGGCAAGCUUUGUGACCCGUCCCGUAGGCGCGCGCAGAACGCACGCAGAGCAAGCAAGACAAACGUCCCCCGCGCACGCACGCGCCGGAGCCGAGGCCGGCCAAGGCGAGGUGGCCCCGCCCCCGCCGGACCCAAUGGGGGGCUGCUACUCCGCCUUCGCCUGCUCGCGGAAGCUGCGCGGCCGCAUCUCCUUCGUCCUCCCCGUCACCGAGCGCGACCGCGACAGCGACAGCGUCGCCAGCGCCGCCGCCACGCCGUCCCCGUCCCCGCGCAAGAACGACGCCGACGCCGGGCCGCUCGUGGUGCGGACCACCGCGGCCGAGUUCGCGCGCCGCUACGUGCUGGGCCGGGAGCUCGGGCGCGGCGAGUUCGGCGUCACGCGCCGCUGCAAGGACGCCGCCACGGGCGAGGCGCUCGCGUGCAAGACCAUCCGGAGGCACCGCCGGCCCCGCGGAGGCGGAGGCGGCGUCGCCCGCCGACUGGCCGGGGCCGGUGCCGGGAACGGUGGUCCGGGUCCCCAGGGCGGACAUCAGGCAAACGCGCAGGACGCGGCGGCGGCGGCGGCGCACGCGGCGGACGUGCAGAGGGAGGUGGCCAUCAUGCGGCGCAUGUCGUCCCGCGGCGGCGCGGCCGUGGUGCGGCUCCGCGAGGCCUGCUGCGAGGACUCGGCCUCCGGCGGCGGCGGCGGCGGCGGCGCGGUCCACCUGGUCAUGGAGCUGUGCGAGGGCGGGGAGCUGUUCGACCGCAUCGUCGCGCGCGGCCACUACUCGGAGCGCGCCGCGGCGGGCGUGUUCGGCACCAUCGUCGACGUCGUGCGGCUGUGCCACUCCAACGGUGUCAUCCACAGGGACCUCAAGCCCGAGAACUUCCUGUUCGCCAACAAGUCGGAGGACUCCCCGCUCAAGGUCAUCGACUUCGGCCUCUCCGUCUUCUUCAACCCCGGCGAUCGGUUCACGGAGGUGGUGGGGAGCGCGUACUACAUGGCGCCGGAGGUGCUGAAGCGGAACUACGGGCCGGAGGUGGACAUCUGGAGCGCCGGCGUGAUCCUGUACAUCCUGCUCUGCGGCGUCCCGCCAUUCUGGGGAGACAACGACGAGAAGAUCGCGCAGGCGGUCCUCCGCGGCGUCAUCGACUUCAACCGGGAGCCAUGGCCGAGGGUGUCCGCCAACGCCAAGGACCUCAUCCGCCGGAUGCUCGACCCCGACCCCUCCACCCGCCUCACGGCGAGGCAGGUGCUUGAGCACCCGUGGCUGAAGAACGCGGACACGGCGCCGAACGUGUCGCUGGGCGAGGCGGUGCGCGCGCGGCUGCAGCAGUUCUCGGCCAUGAACAAGUUCAAGAAGAAGGCGCUGGGGGUGGUGGCGCGGAACCUGCCGGUGGAGGAGCUCGACAAGUACGUGCAGAUGUUCCACCUCAUGGACAAGGACCACAACGGCAACCUCACCCUGGAGGAGCUCAUGGAGGGCCUCCACAUCAACGGCCAGCCGGUGCCGGAGUCCGAGAUCAGGAUGCUCCUCGAGGCCGCCGACACGGACGGCAACGGCACGCUGGACUGCGACGAGUUCGUGACGGUGUCGCUGCACCUCAAGAAGAUGAGCAACGACGAGUACCUGGCGUCGGCGUUCAGGUACUUCGACAAGGACGGGAGCGGAUUCAUCGAGCCGGAGGAGCUGAGGGAGGAGCUGGGACCCAACGACCAGGCCAUCCUCGACAUCAUCCGCGACGUGGACACGGACCAGGACGGCCGCAUCAGCUACCAGGAGUUCGAGCUCAUGAUGAAGGCCGGCACCGACUGGAGGAACGGCUCCAGACAGUACUCCAGGGCCAACUUCAGCAGCCUCAGCCGGAAGCUCUGCAAGGACAUGUCGUGAUCGCCAUCGAAUACACCUCUGUGGCUGUGUCUGUCUCUAGCCACCACCACCACCAACACCACCAACAUCUACGAUCCACGGGCUCGGCUCGGCUCGGCGCUUCUUGAUUGGAAAUGCGGUGCAAAAGGGGAACAACGCGUGCGUGUACUACGGCUGCUGCUGCUCAUCUGACAGAAAAUCAUUUUCAAUUCGUUGGGUAAUUAGAAAUGCAUUUUACAAAUUCAAAUUCAGGACUUACAAAAGAACGGGGUGCACAACGGGCGCAGCGCAACUGACGCAAUUCUGAAACGAAGCUGAGAAGGGAUGGCGAACACGCCUGGUUUCCUA